AUUACUCCAGUUGCUUGGAGAUCACAAACAGCCAGGCCUCGAGAUGUGUGGCUGCAGAGCAAGUGUUCCAAGUAUGAAGCAGUACUCGGUCAGUCAGCCAGCUCCUGCUUCCACCAAAAAAGGCCCUCCAGCUGCUGAAGGCGUGCCCAAGGGCAUACCCAUAGCCAAGCAGCUGGCAUCAGUAAAAGCUCUAAGAAAAGGCUCAGACCUUGAAAAGGCUUUUGCUACAGCAGCUUUGGUGUAUAACAACUAUGCUGACCCCGAGAACAAGCUCAGCAAAGCUGAAACCAAGAGCUUACUGCAAUCCCAGUUUUGGCAUUUCAUACAGGGCCAAGAAAACAAACCAAAAUACCAGGAAAUAAUUUCUUCCUUGGAUGAGGAGUCGGAGAACAAAAUCAAUUUUGAAGAUUUCAUGAUCUUGUUAGUCAGUCUCACUCUAAUGUCUGACCUGCUGCAGGAGAUCAAAAAUGUGAAAACCACAAAAUGAUCUGUGGUUUUAAAGAAGAAAUGGCUUGGCAGCAUAUGAGGAAAGCAUGAGUGAGCUACACAGAGAUACCACUGUGUGCCUGGAUACCCUGUGCUGGUCCCUUUUAAAUUGAAUAAAGUU
Molecule: messenger RNA, 607 nt
Organism: Poecile atricapillus (Black-capped chickadee)
Lineage: Eukaryota; Metazoa; Chordata; Aves; Passeriformes; Paridae
Gene: SNTN
Product: sentan, cilia apical structure protein
Exons: 4
Coding region: 44-487 (147 amino acids)
Molecular function (GO): transition metal ion binding; calcium ion binding
Source: RefSeq, a predicted model, not a curated record